CCGGAAGCGUCGCCGUGCGGCUCCGGCCGCGAAGUGGGUCCCGCGGCGGUAAGCUGGGGUCGCCGGAUCUCCAUGGCAGCGCUGCGGCAGCAAGCGUUUGUGGAAAAAGUGCUGAGGAGGCUUUUCCCUAGUGUUCCCGUGACACCGGCUUCCGACAAAGCAGCCGGGAGAGUGACCGCUGAGGAGGUCCCCACGCUGACAGAUGAGGACGCCAAGGCCCCCCCUCGAAGGCGGUUCUACACGGCGAGUUUGCCUCCUGAGGGGUACGUCCCCGCUCCGCCAGAGCCGCAGGGCAGCCCGGCCUCCGAGGACACCUCGGGCAGCGAUGAUGCGGGAGGAGGGCGCCAACUCUCAGAUGAGGAUCUUCAUGAUCAACCAAAGAGAAGAAGAGCAAGAAAGCAUAAAUCCAAGAAAAGUUUUAAAAAUCCCAAUAAUGAUCAUGCAGAACAAGCAGAAUUAAAGAAACAGCAGAGUCUUUCACAAGAAAAACUGCAGCCACGGCCCACAGAUGGCCCCACAAUCAGUAAAAAUAAAAAGAGGAAACUGAAGAAGAAGCAGCAGAUGAAGAGGAAGAAAGCUGCCGGCUUACUGACCACAGCCUCUGGCCGCAACUUCAUGUACCAGCCCGAGGAGGGCGACAGCGAGCAAGAAGCCCUGAGAGAGAGUGACGGGGAGGAUGCUGCAGAUGCCCUCAGGGAGGACGGUGCAGACGCCCUCAGGGAGGACGGUGCAGACGCCCGCGGGGAGGACGGUGCAGACACCAAUGAGGAAGACAUUAAAAGUACCAAUGAAAAGGCAGAUGAUAUCCUAAGGUUUCUAAAGUCAACACAAGAAAUUUACUUUUAUGAUGGUGCCUCCAAGGAUGAUGCAGACUCUGCUGUGUCCAUGGAAGCCAGUCAGGAGCUGUUCCAGCAUCUCGAGGCUCACAGCAUGGCCCCCUCCGAUGUGCGCCUUGUGCAUCACAUGAAAACGCUAUUACUCGUGCGAGACACCGAGAGCCUGCAGCACGCCCUGGAGAGGCUCCCAGCAUGUUGUGCCAUGCCGCCCGAGAACCACCGCAGAGCCCACGCCUGACCCACACCAGG
Molecule: messenger RNA, 1085 nt
Organism: Neomonachus schauinslandi (Hawaiian monk seal)
Lineage: Eukaryota; Metazoa; Chordata; Mammalia; Carnivora; Phocidae
Gene: ERICH1
Product: glutamate rich 1
Exons: 6
Coding region: 73-1074 (333 amino acids)
Source: RefSeq, a predicted model, not a curated record